UGUCCAAUGUAGCGUCAGUCAGUCAAUUGAUGUCACAAGUCAGCGUAAUUUACCUUGUGCCAUUGCCCAUGUUACUGAGCUGUUACUUUGCGCCAUGCUUUUUAGUUCACACUUGCUGUCGGGGAUGGCAGACUGGCGUAACGUUGCAGUGUUGAGUUUAGCUAACUUGGCUAACGGUACUUUCCAUCACAUACGGAAAGCUAACGUUAGCCAUCGAGGCCGACCUGUGAACUUAGGUUACCUCAACGCCACCGUUAUGUAAACGUCAAUAAGGUUUCUCUUUUAGAAUAUCUGAUCUGAUUUGUCUCAGAUGAGCCUCAUGUUAGGUUAGGUUGGUUUAACAUCAAGUUACUUUGUCAAUGUUUUCAUUGGUCAACCUUACGUAUUCAGCUUGAACUAGUAUGGAUGUUGAUGACGGCAAUGACCGGUCUUGCAUAUCAGCUAGUAGAGACUCUUCAAUGGAAAGAGAGUUUUCUGGGGCCCUGGGAGGUCCAACAGUGAGCACCCCAAACAGCAAGGAGAAUUCCCCUAUUCGCUCCCUCAGUGCCAACUCCAUUAAAGUGGAGCUGUACAGUGAUGAAGACCCAGGUCGUAAUACUGAAGAUGAAAGAGGGGAGCGGGUAGAGGAUGGAGGUCCAGAGCAGGGAUCUGAGGCUGUCGGAGGCUACAGGGAGCUCACCAAUGCUGAAAACAUUCAAGCUGGAGCCACCAGACUGCCAAAUGGAAAGCUUAAGUGUGACAUCUGUGGAAUGAUCUGCAUUGGGCCAAAUGUUCUCAUGGUGCACAAACGCAGCCAUACAGGUGAGCGACCAUUCCAGUGUAAUCAGUGUGGCGCCUCCUUCACUCAAAAGGGUAACCUGCUCCGCCACAUCAAGCUGCACUCGGGGGAGAAGCCAUUUAAAUGUCCCUUUUGCAGCUAUGCCUGUCGAAGACGAGAUGCGCUUACUGGCCACCUUCGCACUCAUGCAGUUUCCUCUCCAACUGCAGGGAAGCCAUAUAAGUGCAGUUAUUGUGGCCGUAGUUACAAGCAGCAGAGCACCCUGGAGGAGCACCGUGAGCGCUGCCACAGCUAUUUACAGAGUCUGGAGUCACAUCAGCCCUCCUGUGUCCAGAAUCCAGGAGAGGAGAUGAGAGAGCUAGAGUUUAUACCAGACUCUCUACUGCAACCCUCCUCAGACAAGAUGGCAUUUAUUGAUCGGCUCGCCAACAGUAUCACCAAACGCAAGAGAUCCACACCACAACAAUUUGUAGGACAGAAGAACAUACAUCUCCAUCUUGCAGAUGCACCUUAUGAGCUCAGCGCUGGUUUGGAUAAAGACGGGGAGAUGCCCACAGGUGAACUUGAAACCCCGCUCUUUGCUGCUCUGGGAGGAGAAUACGCAGGUUUGGCAGGAAAUGGAGGUGGAGACGCAAUGAGGCCUCUCCAUCUUCUUACCACUCGCCCUUCAUCUUUAUCAGAACUUAGGCCAAUCCACAGCUCCAUUCACAUGUCUACCGCUCGAGGCCCAAAGAUGGAUUGCUCAGGGACUGGCGCUGGGCUGGGAGCCGUGGGUGUUGGGGGGAGGGAGGCAGCAGAGGGUCAUGAAGAUCUGCCUGCAAGCCAAAGUCACGCACCUUCACCUAGCAACGGUUGCCAGGACUCGACAGAUACAGAGAGCAUGCCAGAUGAGCCUUGCAACAGUACAGCUCUGACUCCGACCCUGCAGUGUAACAACGGCCACCAUCUUCAUCACUCCAACAACCGUUAUCCAGCACCUCCUCCUGUCGCACACUACAGGAGUCGGAACCGACACACUCCUAGCCACGCCAAAGAUAUGGAGGUGAAAAGAGAAGAUGGAAGCCACUCUGCCCUAAGGCCCGCUGGUGUUGCGCCAACUCCAAGCUCACCUACAGCGGCCUCUUUCACCCCUCGGGAGUCGUUUCGGGUCGUCGAUGGAGACGGGCGAGCUGUGCGCUCUUUCCGUUGUGAGCACUGUCGUGUGUUUUUCCUGGACCAUGUCAUGUAUACCAUCCACAUGGGCUGCCACGGUUUUCGCCAGCCUUUUGAGUGUAACAUCUGUGGCCACCGCAGCCAGGACCGCUAUGAAUUUUCUUCACACAUUGUCCGUGGGGAGCACAUCCUUGACUGAGGAGGAAGGCUGGCCAACCUGCUUAACUUGGAGCUAUUGAUACACUGAGACCAGGAGCCGGCUGGGUUUGGUCUGCACGCGAGCUAAAGAAGACACUGAUGACAUAAAAAUAAUAUGAACAUUUUAAACUUAGCACUUUGAACCAAGAAUCAAUUUAAGAUUCAACAUUUAAGACUUUUAAUUCAAUGUAUUUAUAAAGUAGAUGAAGAACCAAUGCACUUCUUCAAUCCGCAGAUGUGCCUCUAAAAUUCAGGAUACAAACCUGAUGCACAAAUGACAGGAUACAAAUGUGACUUGUGUCCUUUAACAGAUAACACAUAAAAGAUAAUGUGAAGUGUAUAGGCUCACCUACAAUGACAUUUUAAUUACUUGUUUCAAAAUCACUGAUUUAAUUAAAUCAUUCCCAAAGUGUGUUUCCAAUGUAGUUGGAUUCUGUAAUAUAUUGGUUUUUUAAUUGAGAAGUGAAGUGCAGACCAAACUCAAAAACCAGGUCCAAGUCGAACAGAUGCGUUUGAGGGGUUGUUGGUGAGUUAGAAAUGCACUUUUGUUUUUAAAAGGGGUAGUAGUGUGUGAGUGUGUGAGGGAAAAGGGAGCAUGUGACAGACCCUUUGUUUUAUGGAAGCAAAUUUAAUAAGUGAAAAAUGAAGGCCUUUGUGUGAAUGCUGUGUUUUUCUUUACUAUGACUGCUUUUGUUGCACUGAUCCCUGCCAGAAUACUAUGAUUAUAUUAAACUAUUUUAUGAAAUACAUUAAUGACCUGAACAUAUCUCUCAAAAUGUGAGAAAAACUUAAGGAAUGUUUUUAUUAAACGGAAAGGAAUAAGAGUAUCACUGCCACAAUUUCAAAGAUGACUGAGGAGUUAUGGGUCUUUACAAGUCAAUUGAUAUUUUCCAUUUCGUAACUACAUCAAACUGCAAACCAACACUAAUCUAUUUCUUCUUAAAUUCUGUUGGUGUUAUCUCAUUGUAUUGUGCCUUUCUUCACCAUGAUCACACUUUGUUGACCAGACUGAAGGACAUGACCUAUCAACUGUCUUGAAUCAGAUCAUUGUUAGAGAUCAUGACAAAAUAGUUGACUUCCUCGUGCGUCUCGCUUUGCACAAUAUUUCUAUUCUCCUAUUCCUAAAGUUGGGUUGGUUUUCAUUAAUGUGUUGGCAAAGAACUAUUUCUGCUGAUUUAUCAAAGAUACAUGUGCAUGGCAUUUGGCGCAUGCUGCUAAGUGAGGAGUCGACUCAGUGGGGAGUAGCGGUUAAAUCCAAGUACAAACCUGAAUACAUUUCAGUCCAGAGUGAAACGGGUGUUUAUUUCCAAUUGGGUUUUCUUGGUUGUGAUAUUUAAUACAUCCAGUUGUGGUAGUAUGGUGCAGAAAUGAAAUGUCGAGAGGAAUGUGUCGGUUAUAAGAAACUCGUCAGCCCUCGAUUCUCUCUUUGUUUACAUGUUUAAAAAAAAUAGAUAUGGUUGUUGUAGAAACUGUUUAUUUUACUUCAAGUACAUUAAGUUGUACUGUUAAGCACGCAAGUUUGGAAUGUCUGGAAUACAGAAUUGGGCACAAAUCAAUACUUAAUGUGUGUUGAUGAACAAGACAUCAGUAGAUGAUCUCCAUUGUAAAUAACCACUAAAGUAAAUAAGUUUGGGACAAACGCAUAGGUCCACUGAUGUCCUAAAGGCUAGAGGGGUCCAACUCAACUGACUUGAGCACAUUAAUAUUUGAGACAAGAGUUUCCUUGAGUUAAACUUAACUGGCAAUUUGCAGAAUCAAGAAAUCUUGUUUUAACAAGUCUUUCGCAGGCUUAACAGAGCCACUGAGCCGGCCUUAAAUCUAUAUUUAUUGUUCCCUCAAUCUCCGACCUGUAUGAAAUCGCACAUUUUUAAGUAUUGGUUUAAAUGUGCAGAAGUUCUGUCAUUGUAUAUACUUAGAAGAAUAAAAUGUACUUUUUAAAAUGUUUUUCAUCAGAGGUUUGGGAUAGUACCAAAUAAUGUUCCCCCAGGGCUGAACCAAAGAACCACUAAUUUCUACUGUUGAGCACUUUUUUCCUAUUAGUGGCAAAAUAAAACAAAAGCAGUUACAAUAUUUGUACAUAGUAUGCAUUAAGAGGAGAAAAGGACAUGUCUCUUUUCAUUGGCAUCAGUAAAACUUUGUAAAUGUUAAGUCUUUUCCAGAAGCUAUCCCCACUUAGUUUUGUAGAAGACAAUUUGAAAAUAUCAGUUGUGGGUUCCCUUUCAAAUUAAAUAGUAGACAUGUGGAGCUGCAUUUGCUUUAAAGAGUUAGAUUUUAAAAAUAAAGUCACUUAGACACUGGUUACUUUAUCACUAUAGUACAAUAGUUAAUUCCAUUUUUCUCUUCCAAUGUUUCUUUAUUUAAUAAAAUGACCUUGUCUUAUACUGUUAAAUGUCAGGACAGAAGAUUGUAAUGUAGAAUCCUGCAACUUAAUCUAUAAAACAUUGACUUUAAACGAUUAAACACCAAUAAUUUGUUUACAAAAUCAAAUCCUAUCCGUUUGGCAUUACUUCACUGUAAAGUGUGAUCUGGGCAAAAGCUUGUAGUUGCACAGACCCAGGUGUGAUUCUCCCGUUGGUGAGACUUCUUUGUAGUAGACGUCACGAUUGUUAAAACACUCAUUUUAAGUGUACCUUGCCAAUUGUUAAUGUUGUGAAAGUACUUUACGGUAAAUAUGGCAGCACAGAGUAUAAAUAAUGCCACAAAUCAAUGACCUUGGCCAGAAACAACAUCAUGGACUGUCAAAAGAACCAAAUUAUUAUGAUGAUGUCAUCUGGCAGGAGCCAAAGAACUAGAUGGAAUAUGUAAAAAGUUCUGUAGAUUUUAUUGACCAAAAAAAGUUAACCAGCCUCCUUUUUAGAAUUUAUUUAUUUUGUAGAUUUCUUAUUCAUAUGUGCAACACCCAACAGGGAUGUGCUUCUAAGUCUGACGCAUGAGGUACCAACACCCCUUUUAGGUACAGGGACAACCAAAUAAACAGUUCAGAAAUGCUCUA
Pseudoliparis swirei is the source of this 5120-nucleotide messenger RNA. RefSeq names its product zinc finger protein Eos-like. The record is from RefSeq and is a predicted model, not a curated record. The coding region runs from base 402 to 2129 and encodes 575 amino acids. The transcript has 8 exons. Gene Ontology annotation, biological process: regulation of transcription by RNA polymerase II. NCBI's taxonomy places the organism in Eukaryota, Metazoa, Chordata, Actinopteri, Perciformes, Liparidae. Gene Ontology annotation, molecular function: RNA polymerase II cis-regulatory region sequence-specific DNA binding; DNA-binding transcription factor activity.